Molecule: messenger RNA, 8520 nt
Organism: Eurytemora carolleeae
Lineage: Eukaryota; Metazoa; Arthropoda; Copepoda; Calanoida; Temoridae
Source: RefSeq, a predicted model, not a curated record
UGUUAAUCAGAAUUAUAUGGUAAAAAGAUGAAUGAGCUAAAGUAUCUGUUUCUGGCCUGGACCCUGUUUUCCAGGGUUCAUGCUGGAAAUUUCUACAAGUCUACCAGUGAAACAACUCGAACAGAUAGGGCACUAGAUGAUUAUGAUGACAAUGUUCAAGAAGAUGGUUCUUCAGGUUCCCUUUACGGGAAAAUUGAAGAUGGAUAUCUUGGAAAAGGACUUAACAGCACAAAAUUAACCAAACCAUGCUAUCCACGUUGGGCCAGGCAUCCUGGAAUAUCCUUGAGGGCUAACUGGGGCACAUCACAAAUGUCAAGUGUUUUCAGUAGUCCAGCUGACAUAAAUUCAGGAAUAGGUUCCAUCGAAUUCCGAACCCGGAAAGCAGUAAAGAGUGUGGAAGAAUGUGCUAGAAGAUGUUUGCUGGGGACCAAGUGUGAUAUGUUUACUACUCUCUCAUCUGACCGCUGGGUUGAGUGUAUUUACUAUCCACAUCUUAAACUCAAACAUUUACCACUUUAUCAGGUGACAAAUCCUGAUGUUAGUAAAAUCACAUUUGUUUUGGAAUGUGAUGAUAGUUGGGCGACUAUUGAUGCCACUAAAAACUGGGAGAACUCUGAUCUUAAAGGUUUGGAGGAAACUUCUAGCUGUUCUUCGCCUGAAAAUUACAAUGGAUCAACUCAUGACAGAUAUUUUCAUCAAAUGUUGCCAGCUUGCCCUAAAGGAUGGAUUGACUACAAGAAUAAAAAAUGCCUACUUCAUAGUGAUGUAGAAAAACUAAACUACUGGAAUGCCCAUGCCAAAUGUAUUGGAAAUGAUGCUAGGUUAAUAUCUAACUUGGACACAGAGCUUCUAAAGUUUGGACAAAAUCAAAGUUGGAAUGAUGAAUAUUGGACUUCCUCUUACAGAACAAGCUAUAAUCCUACAGCGUUCUUCUGGGAUUAUGGAUGGUAUCGACAGCCACUUGGAGAUAUUUCAAACUGGGAUCUAGAAGCUACUAAUGAUGAAUCAAAAAAAGAAGAUUGUAUCCGCGUUGAUGGUACCAUAAUGAAAGAUAUUUAUUGUCAUAAGACAGUGAACUAUGUGUGCGAGAAAGAAAGAAAUCUGAAAGGCCUUGGUGGACAAGUUGAGGGGAAUAGUGUAGAGAGGAUAGUGUACUGCUCUGAUUUAAAGAUUCAAUAUGAUUUAAAAUAUGAUCUUAAUCUUGAAGCUAUCAUUCCUCAUCUUCCAGAGGAAUAUAUUAUGAAAUUUAACCCAACUUCCUACUUGAAAACAUGGAUUAGGUCAAUGCCUGGAAAUCCAAAAAAGGUUGGAGAAUUUAGAGUUUCUGCUGAAGUUGGUGAGGACAUAGUUGUUCAGAAAACGCUUCCUAUGACAGAAAAAUCUGAAAGCAUCCCAUUGAUAAUUCCAAUUGAAAAUAUCUCUGAGUUACCAAAGUAUAUCUCCAUCAAAGCAUCAACAACCGAAGGGGGUUUAAUAUCAUUUUCCCCAAUAGAUAUUAAAGUUGACCAGCCUAUAUAUCUGGGCUGCCUCAAGUUUACUACCAGCAACAGUGAUCUCAAUGUUAUAGAUUCACAUUUUAAAUGUUUAAUCCACUGUAAAUCUGUAAGAACACGGUUUUCUCUGUUCUCUCCUGGAGCUUGUGCUUGUAAAAACGAAACUGAAAUUAACCAACUGUUUGGAUCAGAUUCAAGCCAAGCUGAAGAUGUUGAGUGUCAAUCUUUGUUCUCAAACAGUGUGUUUUCUGUUUAUGUUGCUGAAUGUGAAGAAGAGUUUGUAAGACUAGGUUCCAGAUGCUAUAAGAGUGUUGAGAAAGGACCUCCUGUAUUACUUGAAGAAAGAUGCAACCAAAUAAGUUCACAUCUUUGGGCUCCCCGAGCCCUUGCAGAAGUUGAAUCCAUUCUAAACUUAUUUCAAUCUGUUGAUAUGUACCAUCUUGGGGUACGGAGAAAAGAUAUAAGAGAGGGAAUCAUAUUUAAUGAUCUCACAAUUGAACCAGGAUUUUAUCCUUUCUAUUAUUCAUCUGGAGAACAUGAUGGGUUUAAGUUGGAUCCAGAUCCUAUUGCUAAUGAUAAUUAUUUUGGUUCAGGCAAAGUGCUUACAAUUGAUGGGGAUGGUACAGUAAAAGUAGCUACAGACAAACAGGAUGGGUUUGGAGUCUGCCAGAAGGAUUUAGUCCAACCCUUGGGGCUUUAUUGGCUUAUCGAUGAAGUGGAGCUGCAAUACAAGAUACAUAAUGAAGGAAUGGAUUUUCUUGAAAUAGAUUCAUCUAUUCUCCCAGAUUUUCCUGGAAUACCCCUGAGAAUUCAGUUAACUAGGGGCACUGGGGCAUCCUGGAUUGAGAUAGAAUUAGCGAAGAGAGUAAUGGUGGAUUCCCUGUUAAUAACAACUAGCCCAAAGAACUGGAUCAAAGAGUUGACUGUAAAUAUAACUGAAGAAGAUGUAACUGUACCAAAAAUCAAAGUAUUCUACUCAUCCCCUGAUACUCUAACUGAACCAUAUCAAAGGAUUCUUAGAUUUCCUCAGCCUUAUGUUUUUGAGAGGAUCAAGAUCCAUAUCCUGAAUUCGUCUGCAACUAUUGAAAUGAAAAUAGAGUUUUUGGGCCAGUUCAUAUCUAAGAUGAUACCAGAAGGGUUUCUGGACCAUGGUCCUUAUGUAAUAUCAGAGAAAAGACUAAGUGAAACUGAAGAAAUUGAUGAAGAUGUUAAGUACAGUAUUUGCCCGCAAGGAGGAAUGAGGUUUAAAUGCAACAGUGAAGUUGCUCCAGCAUGCAAAACAACUGCAGGCAAAUUGUGCAUCUUCCCUUUUAAAUACCAGGGUAAUUCUUUCAAUACCUGUCCAUUAUUCAAUGGUAGACCCUGGUGUGCUACAACAAUUGAUGAUACAGGUAAGUAUGAUGAUGCUAUGAAGACAUGGGGGUAUUGUAAUCAAACAUGCGCUCAAGUUUGCAAGACAACUGUAGGAGACUAUUGCAUUUUUCCUUUUAUUUAUAAGAAUGUCACUUACAAUACAUGUGUAUCAGACAGCAAUGGAUACUGGUGUUCAACAAAGGUUGAUAGUAAUGGUUUACAUGCUUUGGGCGAUAAUUGGGGCUUUUGUGAACAAAAGUGCACCCAAGGACCAUCAUGUGGAGUUGAACUGUUUAAUGAACAAAUUAAAGUUGGUAGCAUUGCAUUUUCUCAUGGAGUAGAGCCUGGUAGAACUGUCAACUCCAUCAUGGCUUCAAAUACACUGAUUGGAGCCACUUCAAAGGUUAAAGAAGACACAAGUGAUAACAUUGGCAAAGACAUAUAUAUAUAUUGUGAAAAUGAAGGAUCUAAUUUGCAGGUGUAUGUCAAUAACAAACUUCAACUGAUUGACAUAGAAUUUGACAAAAGUAUAACACAUGUAAAAUUGAAUGGACCUAUUAGUCCUGGAAAAUUUGAAAAAGCCUUGCGAAAUCAAUCUGCACUUUUACCACCAACCACUCCCAAUACACUAGGGUGUGAUAUCACAGGAAACAUGUGUUCAAAAGUAUUAAAUGAUGAGGGAAAAAUUAUACAAGUGUAUGAAACAGUUCCAUCUAAAGAGGUGGAUUAUAUGGAAUUGGAAAUUGUGUGGAAUUGUCAUCGAGCCCCAAAUUUUCAUUCUCUCUGUAAUAUGCUUGAGUGGAAAUGGAAAAAAGAUAUGGUCAGUGGCAGGAAAGAUGAAUUGAUUUGUCCAGGGGAAGAAGGAAACAUCAAGCUUGGGCUACAGUGUCUCAGGCUUAAACAUAUUCCUAAAUCUUUCUCUGAAGCUCAACAAUCCUGUUCAGAAGACACAUCUGGAUUUAUUAAUCCUCCUCAAGGAGCCAUUCAAUCAGAGAUAUUAAGAUUAUACGCUGAGAAAAAUGAAUUAAGUUCAUUUUGGUUAGGAGUAAUUAAAGUAGAUGGAAAAUGGACAAAGAUUACAUGGGAUCCUAUACAUCUUGAUGAUUUAAACAUAGUUAAUACAGAAGCCAUUGGAAACUGUAUGAUUGCAGACUCUGAGAAUCAAUUUAAACCUAAAAUUGUUGAUUGUGGAGAAAAACAUGGGUAUUACUGCAAUGCUUCUCCAAGCUGCCCAGCUGGAUUUAAAUGGGUUCCAUCAUUAGGACAAACCUGUCUUGGAAGUGGUGUUGGUGCAAAUGACUUAAUUAAAGACUACCAUUCAGGUUUGAGCUUCUGUGCCAAAUUUGGGUUGAGUUUGUAUACACCAUCCACAUCCAAUGAAUUAGAAGACUUCUUAAAAUGGCGUGACCUCAAUAAACCAAUAAGCAAAAAUGAUUUUAUGAUUGGCCUGCGCAGAUAUUGGAGUGAUGAAAAGGCAUUUUUUGUUUCCCAUUAUUCUCUUGGUGAUUUACCAGACUCAACUUUUCCAAGCCUUAAGGGUAAAGGAAACUGUUUCAGUGCUUCAUUUGAAAAAUUAAAUAAUGAUAGCUGCUAUGAAGAAAGAGAAAUUAGACCCAUGAGAGCUGUUUGUCAGUAUAAGGAGUGCACCACUUUGGAAAAGAAAAUUUGUAUUUUCCCAUUCCGCUAUAAAGGAAGAACAUAUGAUACUUGUAUUUACUCUGACCAAGGUAAGCCUUGGUGCAGUCUACAGGUUGAUGUUAACAGAAACCACAUUAUUGGAGUGGAUACUGUUGGAACAUGUGAAGAAAGUUGUGCAGUUCAAUCAUGUCCAACAGGAUUUUUCAGAAUUGAUAAAAACUGUUUUCAUCUAUCUGCUCGAACAAACAAUGGUAUAGUAGGUUCAACUGAGGAGGCUCAAAGAAAAUGUUUAGAGAUGGGAGCUAGACUGUAUCAGCCAAGAGACUUCAAAUCUUUUGCUGAAUUAAUUGAUAGGGAAAGCAUCUUUUUGAAGAAUUCAUCAUUUCAUUUUCUCCAAUAUCAAAGUACUGAAUCCUUUAUUGCUAUUGGAGCUAAAGUUGAAUCAAUUGGACCAACUAUUUCCAUCAAAUACUUGGAUGGUACUAAAGCAUACCUUAUAGAACAAUUGUUAGAGAUUGAUGAAAAAGUAGCAUGGCCAAUGCCAUAUAAUAAUGAAGCCUGUAUUAUGCUUAACAAAGAUGGAAACAUGACAGUUGAAGAUUGCUUUGGCUAUGGUUUACACUCAAAAAAACUAUUGGGUUACAUUUGUGAAGCUAAAGAAUUUUUGACAGUUGAUGGUCCUGAAUCCAAUACUACUUGCCUUUUCCCUUUUCAAACAAAAACAGCUGGGCCUUUACACAACACAUGUGUUUUUGAUGAUUUGCAUAAAGGUCCAUGGUGUGCUACAGAAGUGGAUGAAAAAGGCGUUGUUAUAUCAGAAAAAUGGGGAAUUUGCAGAGAUGAGAGAUUAAUAGCUAUAGAUGGAGUAGGAGCAGGGAAGGAAUGCAUAUUGCCAUUCAUUUUGGACAAUGUUUGGCAAACAACUUGUAUAUAUAAUCCAAAAGGAGAACUUUGGUGCCCAACUAACAUUCAUGAUGGAUCUAGAGUCUUAAAUGAUGCUACUUACGAAGUUGGAUCUUGCCCAGAUUUUCUAAAGCCAGUGAACUCAGACUGUAAUAUGAAUUAUGAUUUAGUUGACCAAGUGUGUUUAAGAGUUUCUCCAAUUCCUGAGGAUUUUGACAAAGCCCAGAUCAAAUGCAGAGAAGAAGGAGGAAACCUUCUAUCCAUACUUACAGACUCCUUGUUAAAAUCUUUAGAAAUUUUCAUUUUAAAGUUAAACUCUUCAGAACUAUAUCUCUCUCAAUCCUUAAACAUUACCUCUUUAACAAAGUUUUGGAUUGGUGGUAUGUUCAAGGAAGAUAAUUGGUACUGGAUGUCAAAUGGUAAAAAAGUAAACAAUUCUUUACCAAAGAUUACUUGUGGCAUUGAAGAAUGCACUAAAUCCUCUGGCUUGGUAUUUAAAUUAGAUGCAAACACAUUGGAGGGUAUUCAAAUUUCUGAAAAGAUGCCUUACAUCUGUCAAUCUUCAUGUCCUGUAGGAUUUAAAUGGCAAAAGAAGAUUCAAAAGUGUUUGAUGAUUGUAGACACCCCUAAUUCAAAGACCAAAUCAGCAGCUACACUUGAUUGUGCAAAGAGAAAGUCAAAUCUUUUAAGCAUUGACUCAUGUGAUGAUUUGUUGAAACUCUCCGAGGAUAUCAUAAUAAAUGGCCAAACUACAUUUUGGCUUGGAUUUUACAGUGUUAACAAACUGACAAACACACAUCGAAGGUCAAACCAGGUAUAUGGAAUCAAUUCAAAAGGAUAUUCUUGGAUAAAUGAUGAUUCUUGUAUAAAAACUGCAGAAGGAAAUAGAGUUUCAACUUUUCUAAAAGCAAAUGAUAGUGAUUUUACUGCAUACUUAAAUCUAAGCAAAAUUAGUAAUCCACAGAUAAAUCUACAUGCUUUACAUCAGCAUGAUACCAUAAAAAGAGGUUAUAUUUGUGAAGCUGAAAAGGAUUGGAUGUGCCUCAAUGAUCAUGUGAUGUACCAAGAAAACUGCUACCACUAUGUAAACAUGUCAACUUCAUUUACAAAUGCUUUUCUUCACUGCAAUUCUAUGCAUGGUACUCUUGUUGAACCAAAGCUUUUUUCACAAAUUCUUUUCCUUCAGUCAUAUUUAUCAGAGCUAGAUAUGAAGGUCACAAUAUGGACUGGGUAUAGAAGAAAUAUGCUCAAAGAUGAAAAAAGGGGUGCCAAAUAUUUUGAGACUUCAACUUUUAAAAAAUCUGACUUUGCUCAGGAUCUUCAAGCAUCAGGGGAUGGUGACUGUCUUGGAAUGAACAUAACAGACUUGAAUUGGAUUUGGAUGAACUGUUCAGAGAAAAUUGCUGUUGUGUGUCAAACACCACAAAUUCCAACAGCAGAAGCAGUUGAGCUUAUUCAUGAUCCAUUAUUGGUGUUACCUAUGGACGACACACCUAAUGACAUUACCUACCAAAGUUGGAUUUCAAAUCCAAAUGAGAAAGUUAUUCAAACCAAAAUGCCACAACCUUCAGAUUUUCUUGGACAUAUGCUCUCAUACAUUGAUGUAACCAAGACAUUUUCAUUUAAAGAGGGAAUUACUAUUGCUUUAUGGCUGCGAUCAAUUCAAACAAGUAGAAAAGCUGUUAUCUUAGAUUUCCAAGAAGAAAAGGAUACACAGGGUCUUGUAUUUUACAUUGAUAAUAAAAAACUAAACAUUGACCUUUGCAAUAACAAAGAGUGCACAACUUUUACAUCUGCCUAUUUGUUGCCAGAAAAGUCAUGGACUUUUGCUUCAGUCUCUUUUGAUAGUCUGAAUAAAAUGGGAACUUUCUAUGUUAAUGAAACAUUUGGUUUUGAAGAAUUCAAAUCUUCAUAUUUCCAAUAUGAUACAGAGGAUUGGUUAUUCAUAGACUCUACUUCUCUUGAAAAGCCUAGACUAGGAUCAGCAAAGUUUCAAGAAGAGGACAGAGAAGAAAACUUCUAUGGUCAAAUGUCUUGCCUUAAAGUGUUCUCACAGUACUUGUCAGUGGCCCAGAUGUAUCAUGUGAUGAAGAAUUGUAAAAUUGAUGAUUCUUAUACCAAGGUCUAUGAAUGUCCUGAAGGUUUCUUCCUACUUCAUUCUCAAUGUUACAAAUUGCAUACAGAGCAAAUGACAUAUGUCAGUGCUGAACUAACAUGCUUGACCUCCUUUGAUUUUGAAAGCUAUUUGGCCUUUCCAGAUGAUUAUUUCAGCCAUGAAUAUCUUUUGCAAAUUCUUGUUGAACAAGGAUUAGAAGACAUUUGGUUGGGUUUGGAUUCAAUGUCAGUUCAUCCACCAGGAGAAAGAUGGAUUAAAAGUGAAGGAAAUGAAGAAGAGAAUUUGACUUGGUCAGAUGGUUUCCCUGUUAGUGGUGUACAGUAUUGUGCCUUUUCAAACACUACCAUAAUCAUGGGAAAUGAAGACUGUAAGCAGAAGAAGCCAUUUUUUUGUUCUGUUAGACAAGAAACUAUCCCAAAAUGUCCUCCAAAUUAUUUCAGUUACAAGGAAAUGUGCAUUUACAAGAACUCAAAUAAAACCUCGUUUUUGGAAAGUAAAGAACAAUGUGGUCAUUAUGGAGGAAUAGUAUUGCCAAUACAGACAAAAGGAUUGUUCGAAUUCAUAAAGCACCAUGCUGCUUUUCAAAAUUCAUCUAAUCUGUAUAUUGGGAUGUACAGGACUAAUGGUUUAACUAGAUUUACAGAUUUCUCUGAAUACAAUUCAUCAUCUUAUGAUUUCAACGGUUCAAAUUUAGUCAGGGAAGAUCUUCCAUGUGUCUUUCUGGACAAUGAAGAUGGGUUUAAAGCAAAGCAAACUGAAUGUGAACAUCAAUUUGAAUCAUACUGCCUUUGGAAAGAGCCAUCAUGUCCUGAAAACUACACAGUUAAUCUAGCAGAGCCAAAUGGAAGAACUUGUUAUUUGCUAACUCAAGAAAUGAGUAAUUAUGAAGAUGGAGAAUGUAAAUCUGGAAAUCAUUUUCUGGAUAGAAUUGCCCAACCUGAAGAUCUAAAAUUAGUAAAACUUGCACUUCAAUACAAGAAGUUUGCCUGGAUCAAUCAAUCUACUGAGAAUUCAAAG